AGCAAAGCGAAGAAACAAGUGGCUUGAGACACUGAGUCGACUGGACACAUUGCACUGGAUCAGAGGGGUUAAAGUAUCGUAAAAAUCUACUGAAACGUUUGCAGAUAUGUCGGAACACAGGUCCUGUUUCCUUCACAUUGGGGAUAUCGUGUCUCUGUAUGCUGAGGGAACUGUCAAUGGAUUUAUCAGCACUUUAGGGUUGGUGGAUGACAGAUGUGUGGUGCAACCAGGGGUUGGGGAUCUUGCAAACCCACCGAAAAAAUUCAGAGAUUGUCUCUUCAAGGUGUGUCCUAUGAACAGGUACUCUGCACAGAGACAGUUCUGGAAGGCGAAACAGGGGAAGCAUGGGAACAACACACAGGGAGAUCUCUUCAAGAAAUUACAGCAUGCAGCGGAACUGGAGCAGAAACAAAAUGACACUGAGAACAAGAAAUUGUUGGGAGAGGUUGUCAAAUAUAGUCGGGUUGUACAGCUUCUCCAUAUUAAGAGUAAUAAAUACCUGACAGUGAAUAAGCGUCUUCCGGCCCUGCUGGAGAAGAACGCCAUGCGAGUGUCUCUGGACCCUUCAGGAAACGAGGGCUCCUGGUUCUACAUCCAGCCUUUUUGGAAGCUACGCAGCGAAGGAGACAAUGUGGUGGUUGGAGAUAAAGUGGUUCUAAUGCCUGUAAAUGCAGGGCAGCCUCUCCACGCUAGCAACAUCGAACUCCUGGAUAACCGUGGCUGCAAAGAGGUUAACGCUUUGAACUGCAACACUAGUUGGAAGGUCACUCUUUUCAUGAAAUUCAGUGAAUACAGAGAUGACAUAUUAAAAGGGGGGGAUGUGGUGAGGUUGUUUCAUGCCGAGCAAGAAAAGUUUCUUACUUGUGAUGAGUACAAAAAGCAACAGUAUGUCUUCUUAAGAACCACUCUCCGCCAAUCAGCAACCUCCGCCACCAGUUCAAAAGCACUAUGGGAAGUGGAGGUUGUCCACUAUGACCCCUGCAGAGGAGGAGCCGGCCAGUGGAACAGCCUGUUUCGCUUCAAACACCUCGCCACAGGACACUACCUUGCGGCAGAGGUGAAUCCUGAUUUCAAAGAUCGUACCGACAGUAUCAGCACCAAAAACGAGACCAACACAGACACUUUGUACUCUAAAAAGAAGUGGCAGGCUGACAAGAUCCCCUACACCCUUGUUGCAGUGCCCCAUGGCAAUGACAUUGCCUCUCUUUUUGAACUGGAUGCCACCACCUUACAGCGGGCAGACUGCCUAGUUCCCAGGAAUUCCUAUGUGAGACUCAGGAACUUGUGCACAAACACUUGGGUGACCAGUACUAACAUUCCCAUUGAUGUUGAGGAGGAACGACCCGUUAUGCUCAAGAUCGGCACCUGCCGCAUGAAGGAGGACAAGGAGGCGUUCUCCAUUAAUUCUGUCCCCCUGUCAGAAGUCAGGGAUUUGGAUUUUGCCAAUGAUGCCAACAAGGUCUUGGAGAUGUUUGUGCGUAUUUUGGGGAUCAGCAAUUUCGCUGUAGCAAAUGAACGCAGGUUUACUAUUAAGCUUUUGGAGGAUUUGAUCUUCUUUGUGUGCGAUGUGCCGAACAACGGACAGGACGUGCUGUCUGUGGUCAUCUCAAACCCCAACAGAGAGAGGCAGAAACUCAUGAGAGAGCAGAACAUCCUGGCACAGAUCUUUGGAAUUCUUAAAGCCCCAUUUUCUGAGGUUAAAGACUCGUCCAUGCCGAAGCUGGAAGAUAUGGGGGAGCAGCGCAAUGCUCCAUUUAAGUACAUGCUACAACUGUGUUACAGAAUUCUGCGCCAUUCCCAACAAGAUUACCGCAAGAAUCAGGAGUACAUAGCCAAGAAUUUUUCCAUCAUGCAGGCUCAAAUCGGCUAUGAGAUCCUGGCCGAAGAUACAAUCACUGCUCUCCUGCACAACAACCGCAAACUGUUAGAGAAACACAUCACUGCACGUGAGAUUGAGACCUUUGUCAAACUUCUGCGCAGGAACCGAGAGCCCAGGUUUCUGGAUUAUUUGUCUGACCUGUGCGUCUCCAACAAAACAGCCAUUCCUGUCACUCAGGAACUGAUUUGCAAAUUCAUGCUGAACCCCACCAACGCAGACAUCCUCAUCCAGACCAAACUGAUCCCACACACAGAGACCUCUCUAGAGUCAUCUUUAAUCCAGGAGGAUGGUGAUGAUGAAGAGGUAUGGCUAUACUGGAUUGAUAACCACAAAGAGCCUCAUGGCAAGUCCAUCCGCCAUCUGGCUCAGGAUGCCAAGGAUGGACAAAAAUUAGACGUUGACAUCAUCACCUACUACAGGUGUCAGCUCAAUCUUUUUGCUAAAAUGUGCCUGGAUCGGCAGUAUCUGGCCAUCAAUCAGAUUUCCAAUCAGCUGCCAGUAGAUCUAAUCCUCCGCUGCAUGUUUGAUGACUGCCUGCCUUACAACCUGCGUGCCUCAUUUUGUCGUCUAAUGCUACACAUGCAUGUGGACCGCGACCCGCAGGAGGCCGUGGUUCCUGUUCGCUAUGCGCGCCUCUGGACUGAGAUACCCUCCAAGAUCUCUGUCAAUGAGUAUGACUAUGAGUUCAGAGACACAUCCAGAGAGGACAUGAAGAGAAAGUUUGCCCCUACUAUGCAUUUUGUGGAUGAAUAUCUCAAAGAUGUGGUCAGUCAGCCUGAUCCCUUUGGAGACAGAGAGAAGAAUGAAUUGACCCUUGAGGUGGUGCACCUGGCACGUAACCUGGUCUACUUUGGCUUCUACAGUUUUAAUGAGCUGCUGUGCCUCACACGCACCCUGCUGGCCAUCCUGGACAUUGUCCAACCCACUUCCACAUUUAUGUUCAAACUCAACAAGAGCCCUGAGGGAGGUAAUAAUGUCAUGCGUACCAUCCACGGUGUGGGUGAGAUGGUGACUCAGAUGGUUCUGAGCAGAGGCUUGAUGAUGCCCCACUGUCUCCCUGAUGCUCAGCCAAUCCACGGAAAGCAAAUCUGUCUCCCUGACAACGAGAACGUCAUGGUGAUGGACACCAAGCUCAGGAUUAUUGAGAUUCUGCAGUUCAUUCUGAAUGUGCGUCUUGAUUACCGCAUCACCUAUCUGCUGUCUAUCUAUAAAAAAGAGUUUGGUGACCAGACUUUGGACACUUCUGCUUCAGUGGCAGAAGUUCCUGUCAUGGCUGAGCCAAACAUUGAGGAGAUUGCGGAGAAAGCAGAGAAUAUGUUUUCAGGGAGUGCUAAGGAGAGGAACUCGGUAGACCUCGAUGAUGAAGGCGGUCAGACGUUUCUGCGGGUGCUUAUUCACCUCAUCAUGCAGGACUACCCUCCGCUGGUUUCCGGCUCUCUUCAGCUCAUCUUCAAACACUUUAGCCAGAGAGCCGAAGUUCUGCAGGCCUUCAAACAGGUCCAGCUGCUGGUUUCUGAGGAGGAUGUGGAGAAUUAUAAGAAGAUUAAGGCAAGUCUGGACCAGCUGCGGCUGACAGUGGAGAAGUCUGAGCUCUGGGUUGAGAAGAGUGGAGGUUACAGCAGUGAAGACAUUGCUGAGAAUCAAAACAAAGAGCAGAAUUUGGAGGAAGCAGGUAUCUUGAGUCCAGUGCAGGAUGGGAACAGUAAACCUCAAAUUGACAGCAACAAAGCCAACAACUACAAAAUCGUCAAAGAGAUCCUGCUGAGUCUCAGUAAACUCUGCUCUCCUGGUAAGAAGAUUCGUGUGCAGCAGCAGAGGCUGUUGAAGAACAUGGGAGCUCACACUGUGGUGCUAGACCUCCUCCAGAUCCCAUAUGAGAAGGGGGACGAAAAGAUGGACGAGAUCAUGUCUCUAGCCCACACUUUCCUUCAGUACUUCUGCAGAGAUAAUCCUCAGAACCAGGCGCUGCUGCACAAACACCUCAACCUCUUCCUCACCCCUGGGCUUCUGGAGGCAAAAACCAUGUGCUACAUCUUCAGGAACAACUACCACCUGUGCAAUGAGAUCAGCGACCGCGUGGUGCAUCACUUCGUGCACUGCAUUGAGACCCACGGCCGUCACGUGCAGUACCUGCGCUUCCUCCAAACCAUUGUGAAAGCCGAUGGCAAAUACGUGAAGGAAUGCCAAUGCAAAGUCAUGAAUGAGCUGGUGAACGGAGGAGAAGACGUGUUGGUUUUCUACAAUGACCGUGCCUCUUUCCCGGUGCUGCAAAAUAUGAUGUCGUCUCCGCGGGAGGAGAAUGAUGCUCUAGCGUACCACAUCACCCUAGUGGAGCUGCUGGCAGCAUGCACCGAGGGCAAGAACGUUGAUACAGAGCUCAAGUGCAACUCACUUCUGCCGCUUGAUGACAUUGUCAAAGUGGUCACGUACGACGGCUGCAUUCCAGAGGUAAAAAUUGCAUAUGUAAAUUUCGUGAACCAUUGCUAUGUGGACACUGAGGUGGAGAUGAAGGAGAUCUACACCAGCAAUCACAUUUGGAAACUCUUUGAAAAUUUCCUUGUAGACAUGGCAAGGGUGUCUAACGGCCCCACAGACAGGAAGCAUGCUGAUACAUGCCUCGAAAAAUACGUCACUGAUACCAUCAUGGCCAUCGUCAAGGGCUUCUUUGGCUCGCAGUUCUCUGUCAGCAACUCGAACCUGCAGGCCCAUCAAGCAACUUUCAUUAAACUGCUGCAGUCAGCCUGCAGACUCUACAACUGCACCUGGCUCAACUCCCUGCAGAAGACUAACAUUGAGGGUUGCAUCAAAACCCUUGCUGACGUGGGGUUUUGGUUUGGAGUCAUUGUGUAUCUGGAGGAGCAGUUUAGUCCGCAGGUGCAUGCAGAGUUUUCUGUAUUAGUAGACGUGCUGCAAAGCCCAGAGAUGCUGUUUCCUGAGUCUGCGCAGCUCCGCAGUGAGGAUGGAGCCUUCAUGUCUAAGCUCAUCAAACACACCAAGAAACUGAUGGAGAAAGAGGAGAAGCUGUGUAUUAAGAUCCUGCAGACCCUGCGAGAGAUGCUGGAUAGGAAAGAAAUAUUCGAGGAAAAGGUAUGUGUGGUGGGAACUUUCCGUAACCUCAUUCUGGCCUUUUUUGCUCACACUUUUUUUUAUGAGCUCAUCAAACACACCAAGAAACUGAUGGAGAAAGAGGAGAAGCUGUGUAUUAAGAUCCUGCAGACCCUGCGAGAGAUGCUGGAUAGGAAAGAAAUAUUCGAGGAAAAGGUAUGUGUGGUGGGAACUUUCCGCCUGCUCGGCACAGACCGCCGGCUCCCCAGGGAGACCGAGAGUAGGAGGGCGAACGAGGGAAAGAAGGAGGGAGGGAGCGAGCAUGUGAGAAGCCAUGUGAGGCAAGAGAAAAAAGCGUGGCACAGCAGCAGGCGGAGGGAUUGGAGAGGCGCGGUGUCUGCUGAGUCCAUGAGGCGAUGGAGCAGGGGGUGUUUACGUGGUUCUCCAGGACAGGACUCUGAUAAGCCAGGCACUAGCGUAGUAGACAUCCAAUGUGCUCUGGACAACGUUGGAGCAUCCGAGCUGGUCAUCGACCUCAUCGUCAGCACUAAGAACGACCGUAUCUUUGAGGAGAGCAUUUUACUGGGCAUUGCACUCCUGAGAGGAGGAAAUACACAGAUUCAGAACUCUUUCUACAGUCAGCUGCACAAGCAGAAGAAGUCUGAGAAGUUCUUCAAGGUCUUCUAUGAUCGAAUGGAGCUGGCGCAGAAAGAGAUCCGCUCCAGUGUGUCAGUCAACAUGUUUGAGCUCAGCUGCAGGAAGAGAGAGGAGGAGGGCGAGGGCUCUGGAAUCAGACAUAAAAAAGGUAUACGUCCACUUUCUCUCAGGUUCUUUCUGUCUAAACAUGAGAAAAAGAUUUACAAAAGCAUAGUGAAUAUUAAAACGUACACUGGCGGGAACAGCUCUUCCUCUGGAGGUGGUUCUCCAGGACAGGACUCUGAUAAGCCAGGCACUAGCGUAGUAGACAUCCAAUGUGCUCUGGACAACGUUGGAGCAUCCGAGCUGGUCAUCGACCUCAUCGUCAGCACUAAGAACGACCGUAUCUUUGAGGAGAGCAUUUUACUGGGCAUUGCACUCCUGAGAGGAGGAAAUACACAGAUUCAGAACUCUUUCUACAGUCAGCUGCACAAGCAGAAGAAGUCUGAGAAGUUCUUCAAGGUCUUCUAUGAUCGAAUGGAGCUGGCGCAGAAAGAGAUCCGCUCCAGUGUGUCAGUCAACAUGUUUGAGCUCAGCUGCAGGAAGAGAGAGGAGGAGGGCGAGGGCUCUGGAAUCAGACAUAAAAAAGUUCGAGACUCCUUGCACCUCAGAGAAGACAUUCGGGGUCAGCUUAAAGACGCCUCCUCGGUCACCUCCAAAGCCUACAGCACCUUUCGCCGGGACGUGGACCCCGAGAUAGAGCCGAUGGGAUCGGGAGUGGAUGGGAUGGAGGAGGUGGUGGAGGAGACCCAGAUGAGCCAGGCCAUCGCCAUCAUGAAACCCAUCUUACGUUUCCUUCAGCUGCUCUGUGAGAAUCAUAACAGGGACUUGCAGAAUUUUCUGCGAGAUCAGAACAACAAAACCAAUUAUAACCUGGUGUGUGAGACGCUGCAGUUUCUUGACUGUAUCUGUGGCAGUACGACAGGAGGACUGGGGCUGCUGGGGCUCUACAUUAAUGAGAGGAAUGUGGACCUGGUCAAACAGACACUAGAGACCAUCACAGAGUACUGCCAGGGACCUUGCCACGAAAACCAGUCAUGCAUAGCCAGGCAUGAGUCAAACGGCAUUGACAUCAUCAUCGCUCUCAUUGUGAAUCCAAUUGAUCCGCUGGGGAAGAACCGACUUGACCUUGUGCUGGAGCUGAAGAACAAUGCAUCUGAACUUCUUCUGGCCAUCAUGGAAAGUCGUCAUGACAGUGAGAAUGCAGAGAAGAUCCUGUACAAGAUGAGACCCAAUGAACUGAUUGACGUGAUCAAGGAGGCUUACGUUCAAGGAGAAGAGAGUGAGAUUGAUCAAGAGACAUCAGAUCAGACCAGACCUAAAGAUGUUGGCCACAACAUCUACAUCCUGGCCCAUCAGUUGGCACGCCACAGAAAAAACCUCCAGCAGAGUUUGAAACCUGGCCCAGAUCCUACCAUCGAAGGAGAAGCAGCGCUCCUAUACUAUGCCAACCACACUGCUCAGAUAGAGAUCGUCCGCCAUGACCGCACAAUGGAGCAGAUCGUGUUUCCUGUGCCUAACAUCUGCGAGUACUUAACAGAAGAAUCAAAAGUGCGCGUGUUCACUACAACAGAGCGAGACGACCAGGGCAGCAAGGUCAACGACUUCUUCCAGCAGUUUGAUGACCUCUACAUUGAGAUGAGGUGGCAGAAGAAAAUAAGAAAUAAUGCACCACUUUUCUGGGUGUCAAAACAUAUAUCUCUAUGGGGUAGUAUCUCCUUUAACUUGGCUGUGCUAAUCAACUUGGCUGUCGCUCUUUUCUACCCAUUUGGAGAUGAUGGAGAUGAAGGUGUCUUGCCACCAUUCUUGUCCAUCUUGCUUUGGGUGGCAGUGGUUGUGAGCACCUUCACGUUGUUUGUUCUUCCCCCGCGUGGAGGUAUCCUGGCGUUCCUGGUCACCGUCAUCUUCCGUUCUAUUUACACGCUGGGCUUAGGACCCACACUGCUGCUUCUGGGGGCCGCCAACCUGCUGAAUAAAAUCGUGUUCCUGGUUAGUUUUGUGGGGAACGAGGGCACGUUCACACGAGGGUACAAAGCAGUUAUCCUGGACAUCUUCUUCCUUCUGCAUGUCAGUUAUGUCAUCGUUUGCAUGCUGGGCCUGUUCGUACACGAGUUCUUCUACAGUAUUCUGUUGUUUGAUCUUGUGCGAAGAGAGGAAACGCUUCUAAAUGUGAUGAGGAGUGUGACGAAGAAUGGCCGCUCCAUCUUCCUCACAGCUGUUCUGGCUAUCAUCCUGGUCUACCUCUUCUCCAUUGUGGGCUUCCUCUUCUUUAAAGAUGACUUCCUCAUGGAAGUCGACCGCCUCCCUGCUUUAAAGAAGAUGAAUGUGAAGGAGUCUAUGAACUGCCUGAGUGAGACCUGUUCUAACUCCCCUUUUAGUUCUCACCACGUGGAAGAAGAGGAUGAAGAUGGUACAGAGCGUGUUUGUGACACCCUGCUGAUGUGCAUCAUUACGGUUCUGAACCACGGCCUGAGGAACGGAGGAGGAAUUGCAGAUGUUCUGCGCAAGCUCUCCAAAGAGGAGCCCAUGUUCCCGGCACGUGUCGUGUAUGAUCUCUUGUUCUUCUUCAUUGUCAUCAUCAUUGUGUUGAACCUCAUCUUUGGUGUGAUCAUUGACACUUUCGCUGACCUGAGGAGUGAGAAACAGAGAAAGGAAGAAAUUUUGAAGACGACCUGCUUCAUUUGUGGCCUUGAGAGAGACAAGUUUGAUAACAAGACCGUGUCGUUUGAGGAGCACAUCAAGUCAGAGCACAGCAUGUGGCACUAUUUGUACUUCCUAGUCUUGGUGAAGGUGAAGGACCCAACCGAGUACACGGGCCCCGAGAGCUACGUAGCCCAAAUGAUUAAGGAGAAGAAUCUGGACUGGUUUCCACGGAUGAGGGCCAUGUCCUUGGUAAGCUCUGAGGGCGAGAGCGAACAGAAUGAGAUCCGAUCGCUGCAGGAGAGGCUGGACACCACUGUCGGUCUCGUGGCUCAGCUGUCUUCCCAGCUGUCUGAGCUUAAAGAGCAGGUAACAUACAGCACGCCGUCCAAUGGGACAGCCCGGUUUCACAGAGCCAAACAGUGUUUUUCUUCACGGGGCCUCUGAAGUGUUUACUAUUAGGCCCUGCUGUGGAAGUGCGUCAGAGCAGGGGUGGGGCGGUGCCCCGGGGCCAUAUGGAUGUUCCGGCUGUGCUCCGCUGUGUCGGAUCACGGCCAUCACCUGCCUGGCCCACAUGUGAUUCCACACAAACAGUUUAACCGAUUCACAUGACACGGAGAG
Molecule: messenger RNA, 8881 nt
Organism: Sinocyclocheilus grahami
Lineage: Eukaryota; Metazoa; Chordata; Actinopteri; Cypriniformes; Cyprinidae
Gene: itpr2
Product: inositol 1,4,5-trisphosphate receptor, type 2
Exons: 60
Coding region: 107-8707 (2866 amino acids)
Biological process (GO): calcium ion transmembrane transport
Cellular component (GO): endoplasmic reticulum; membrane
Molecular function (GO): inositol 1,4,5-trisphosphate-gated calcium channel activity; inositol 1,4,5 trisphosphate binding
Source: RefSeq, a predicted model, not a curated record